AUGGCGGGCUUGAGGGGUGCGGAGAGCGGGUUGGUGGGCGGGGUGAGCGGCGGGGCGUGUGGUGGUGGCGGCGGUGGCGGCGGCAGUGCAGGCCGAGGCGCGCUGGUUGGAGGAGGUGGCUGUCGUCGCUGGCCGGGGUCGUGUGCUCACUGGUGGUCGUGUCGCGCCGUCCUGCCGCAGUGCCGCCGCGACGCGAGGUGCGCAGUGGUGACCAGUGCCGAGGUGGGCGUGGGCGUGCCGCUCAAACAGACACGUGGCGGCUGCCGGCGGCCCCCCCGCUGCCACCACGCCGGCCAGGGAGGGCGGGAGGCGGGCCACCGCGGCGCGAGCCCCGCGGUGGCCCGCCUCGUGUGGCCCCUCGUGGCGGUGCUCCUGGUGGUGGCCAUAGCAGGCCCGGCGCUCACCUGCUACCUGCUGGUCAAGGAUUACUCCGCAGAGGUCAUAACACUCCGGCGUGACCUUCUUCUUUGUCAACUGAGGUCAAGCCGCCUGCCGCCAUUUGACCUUGACCUCCUGGAUAGCCCCGACCUCCAACCUCUCCCACCCCCUCACACCCCACCACCCCCACCACCCAUCCCCUCCCUCCCUAGCCCUCCCUCGCCUCUUCCUCUUGUUGCGGAUACGUCCGAGAAGUUAUCUAGUCCUUCCUCUUCCUCUUCUUCUUCCUCCUCUUCCUUAGUGACCAGAGGGGAGAAGAGAGGUCCUCCUAAGGGUAUCCUGCAGGACUCCUCUGCCAGUGGUCCUACGGUGACUCCAAAGGGGGUUUUUAAAGGAGUUUCUAAGGAUAUCAAGGUUUCUAAAGGGGUUUCUAAGGAUAAGAAGGAUUUUAAAAGGUAUCCUACAGGAGUUCCUAAGGGUAAUACGUUUUCCCCUGAGAGUUUGUCCCUUAUAAUGAUGGAGGAUGAAUCUGCUACUCCUCCUCUUCCUCCUCCUCCUCCUCCUCCUUCAUCUCCUCCUCCUCCUCCUUCAUCUCCUCCUCCUCCUUCUUCUACAUCAUCAUCAUCGUCUUCUUCAUCAUCUCCUUCCUCUUCUUCUUCUAAUUCAUUUUUUGCGCUUUUCUCAUUUCUAACCACCAACACCACCACCACCACCACCACCACCACCACGCCAUCACCGCCACCCACCACAUCUACCACCACCACCACUAUCACCACCACCAUCCCCUCCUCCACCACUCCCUUCCAAUCCACCACAAUCAAACCCUCCGAUCAGCCGCUCUCCCAAAAGGAGUAUGUGGCGCUGUUGGAACGACAACUACGCGAUCUACGGGCGCGGGUGGCGGCGUGUCGGUCCUGCCUGGUGGCGCCGCAGAGGAAGCUGGCGACGUGUGGCGGCGGGAAGGCGUGGCGAGACUACAGACAACGGAGCCGCCUCCUACGCCGCCAGCAGAGACAAAGACGGAAGGAGGAGAAGAGAAGGAAGGAGGAAGUGCAGAGAUACAAGAACAGAGUCACUAGUCCACCUACUACCACUACUACUACUACUACUACUACCACUACUACGACCACGCCACCACCACCACCGCCACCUCACCAUUCUGAUCAUAACUUAGAUGCAAUACUGGCUGACGUCGCCUACAGUGAACAGAAGGACAACCAAAGGGCGCGAGAGACACACAGAAUGAGCACUGACUUCCGCCGGGGCUUCAAUCAAAAGAUAUCACGAAUGGAUGAAGCUUUGAUGCAGUUCACGGACACGCAGGCGGCGUUCUGCAAGGAGCUUCGAGACAACCUUGGGGCGCGCCUGGGGAAGAGAGGGCAGGAACUCGAAGCGCUCUCGGAUCAAAUUGCUUCACUCGUUCGAACCACCACGACCCAAAUCACUUCGCUCGAGAAAGUGGCUUCGGAUCAGAUGUACGCGGGGCAGAGCAGCAUUGAGAAGACACUGGCCAUCACACAAGCCAUUAGGGACUCACAGCUGCGGGCCAUACAGAACUACCACAAGCAGACCUUUCUCCCUGUCGCCGCUGCCAUCGCCACUAUUCUCACGGAGCAGGCCUCGGCGCUCACCUCAAUGGGAGUGGAGCUUAUCACGAAGGUUGAGAUGCUGCAAGACGUGUUUCUGACCUAUGCCACGAGAGAGGCGGACACACUCAAGAAACUGACGCAGGAUGUGGAAAUGUUUUCAGCCAAGCACAGUAACCUCGUGGCGCGCACCCGGGACCACUCUAACCAAAUCUACCUGAGUGCUGAGAGCUUCGUCAGGGAGAUACAGAACAGGAUGAACAACGUGGUGAAGGAGCUGGUGUUGAUCAGGAUGCAGAGCCAGACCUUCAUCUCAGCAAACAAUGACUCCCACAAUGAUAUCUCCUUCAGCGUGAACCAGACCCAGGCAGCGGUGGAGGAAUUAUCCCAGGGGCUGAAGGGACGCCUGGACAACGCCACGGACCUCCAGCAAGAGUUUGGGAAAGUCUUUAAGCGAGAAACGGACCAUUUCUCUGCUAUUGUUGAGUCUGGGAUAAGCGAGGCCCUCGUCUCAAACCACGCCUCAGUAAGCCACGUGGAGGAGGCGGAACUGGACACUCGAGUCUUCGUGGGGACAGCCAAAGCAGCGUGGGAGGAACUCUAUCUCACUCAGGAGGGAGAGUUGAGGAAAGAAGCUGAUAUUCUCACACAGAGCUUGCAAACACACACGCACCACACCCAGAACGUCCUUGCUGGGAUGAGGAGCACUGCGGAAACUCAUGAAUUGGUGUUGGAGGAGCAGCGAAUGAGUUUCCAGCAGUUCAUCAAGAAGAGACAGGACGCGUUGGACAACCAGUGCGCGGCGGUGAGUGACUGGGCAACCCUCAUGUCCACGGAGCUGCGCAGGAGAGACGAGGAUUUGCACCGCUUUCUUAGUGAAGAUCUUCAGUACACCACAGUCACAGUUGCUGAUGAUGAUGACUACAGAAUUUACCGACGCCCUGAUGGUUCGUGGGCGUACCAGUCCGACCACGCCCACGCCCACGGUCUCGCCCACGCCCGCCAGACCACCCCCAACGUGACAUAUCAGUUCGCAAGGAGUGUUUAUAGCGGCGGUUCGCUCCCCGCCACACAAUCUAGUCUGACAACUCGCCAUGAGAGCGACGCAGGCACACCGCCCCACGCCCUCACGCCCACAGCCGCCAGGGACAACCCCAGGGCCGCCCCAAGGGACACCAAGAGCCACACCACUGCCAGGGACACCCCCAUCGCUGCCAGGUACCGAGACACUGCCAGGGACACUGUUAUCACUGCCAAGGAAGCGAAUGAUUUUCCUAAGGGUAUGUCAGGGUCCUCCAAGGGUGUUUUGGGGACCAGUAGCAAUAACAGGACCUUGGAGACCCCCGGCAGCACCAGUAAGGCUGCCACCGUCACCAGUAUCACCAGUGGCGCUGACAUCACCGCCACGAGGAGUAACAUUGAUAUGGACUCUCAGAAUACUACCAAUAACUCCAACAACACCACCACCACCACCACUUCAGAGAGUAAGACAGACAAUAAUGCUUCACACAACACCGCAGACAAGGAAAAUGAAGCUAAACGCACUCCAGAUUCCACUAAAAGCACUGAAGAUACAACCAGGAAUGCUACAAACGCCUUUACAAGCAAUCCAAACACUGCCAAACACGCAAACACCACGGAAACAAACACACACACUGAACAAAGAGCAGAACACGAAGAACACACCAGGAAACAAUCAAACACCCCUAACUCCGAAGAUAUCCCUCCUCAAAGUCCUGCCGUCGCCUCUCUUUCACCUACCACCAACACACUCGACAUUUCCUCCCGUGCCUCUCUCCCCCUGACCUCUACCACUGCUGGGGCAUCAACGCAUAUUCCAGGGGCGGCAGAGACCCCUAGCAGCAAUGAACUUGAAGAAAAUUACUUCGUAUCAGAGGAAAGAGAAACAGAUGUGACUUUGAGCAGUUCCCAGUCUCUUCACAGCUCACAGAAAACUGGAGAACUCGGUAAUCACACAAUGGAGAGUAAAAAAGAUACCAGCACUAAUCAAAUCAAGGAAACGGUGGAAAAUAAAGAGGAAACUGAUAGAAAAUUAAAAACACAAGUGGGUAAAGACGCUCUUAGACAAAACGAUGGGGAAUACCAGCCACCUUGCAGAACGCCAUGUGAUACCAGUUCAAACCCAGCCAAUACUCAAGACAGCGAGGACGAGAGCGUGAAAAGGUUCCGCAAGAUACUGCAAGACGCUCAGGAGGCGAUAAAGAAGUUCAGAAUGGACUUUCAACACUCCGAUGCUAAUGUUACACGAUCGAAUGCUUCAGUAACAGCUUCUCUUGUUCCCUGGGAGGAGUUUGUUGCCGAGAAGAACGCCCAACGUAUCACACGGUGCGGAAACAAGACUAAAGACACUGGUGCUGGUGGUGAAUGUGAUGAUAGCGAAGAAGUCAACAUUACACCAUCGGAAAUAGAAGUUAAUGAAGGAAUAGCGGAAUCUAAGACUAAAGAAGAGGAGAUUUCAAUGCAUGUGGGAUCAGAAAGUAAAAAUAAGAAUGAUACAGCAUUAUAUAUAGGAGAUAAUAAAGGAAUAGUGGAAUCUAAGACUAAAGAAGAGGAGAUUUCAAUGCAUGUGGGAUCAGAAAGUAAAAAUAAGAAUGGUACAGAAUCAGAUAUAGGAGAUAAUGAAGGAAUAGUGGAAUCAGAACCUAUGAAAGAAGAAACCCCAACAAAUGUAUCAGAAAACAAAGACAUGAGGAAUCCAUUACAAAAUCAUGGACAGGAUAACAUAACCUUGUCAGAAUCAGGAGAUAAACGGAAUCCAAAACCAAAAAUAGAAUCAGAAAGCAAACAAAAGAAUCCAAUACGACAUAAACACAGGAAAACGAAAAGUAGACGAAACAGAAACAGGAAACGAAGCAAAGGGAAUAGAAAAGAGAGACAAAGAGAAGAAAGAAGUGGUGAUGGUGGUGGCAGCGGUGGGAUAGGAAGCAAUAAACGAAGAAGAAACAAUAAGAAAAGAAACAAGAACAAGAAAUCACAAAAUGGAGACAUAACUGAAAAUUCCAGACUUUUCACUCCCAUCCCUCUCAUAGCCCACCCUCCAAUCCACUCUCCCACCCCAGCGCCCUCUCACCCCUCUCACAACUCUCCCACCCCUCCCCUAAGUCCCUCCAUGCCCACUCUCACUCUCUGGGGCACGUGGCAAUCUCUCCUUCAAAAAGACGCAAGGAAAAAGGAAAACGAGAUGCCAGAGGUGGAAGAAAACGAAAGUGUGACGUUAGUUGAGGAUACCCUGGGUGAGGAGAAAGAAAAUGGAGAUACUGUGGCAUAGAAAAUGGGAUGUGGUUGUGUGGAAAUACGUUGUGAGAAAUGUAAAGAAAAUGGAGAUAAUGUGAUAGAGAAUUUAGAUUACAGAAACGAAAAAAUAAAGUGAAAAGUAGAAAAUACAUAGCAAAUUUAAACGAAACUUGUGAAAAAUAAAGAAAAUAAAACUAUGAUUGAGAGAAAAAAAAGGAAAAUAAAUAAUAAAAAAACAGCAUCUAGAAAAUUAAACUGAAAAUGAAUCUUAGGAAAAAAAACAUGAAUAAUAAUAAAUACAUAACAUUAGAAAACAAAAGAAAACGAAAAUAAGGAGGGAAACUUUAAGGGAGGACAAAAGUAAAUGGUGUACAGAAUAUGGUGCUAAUGGUGAACUGUGAAAAGGGAGGAAGAUAAUGGUGAUGGUGACAGUGUUAAUGGUGAGUGCCAGUGAUGGUGACAAAGGGUGCCAAGAGAGAGAGAGAGAGAGAGAGAGAGAGAGAGAGAGAGAGAGAGAGAGAGAGAGAGAGAGAGAGAGAGAGAGAGAGAGAGAGAGAGACUGGGUGUUUA
Molecule: messenger RNA, 5789 nt
Organism: Portunus trituberculatus (swimming crab)
Lineage: Eukaryota; Metazoa; Arthropoda; Malacostraca; Decapoda; Portunidae
Product: serine-rich adhesin for platelets-like
Source: RefSeq, a predicted model, not a curated record